Molecule: messenger RNA, 765 nt
Organism: Cololabis saira (Pacific saury)
Lineage: Eukaryota; Metazoa; Chordata; Actinopteri; Beloniformes; Belonidae
Product: voltage-dependent T-type calcium channel subunit alpha-1I-like
Exons: 6
Coding region: 211-621 (136 amino acids)
Biological process (GO): membrane depolarization during action potential; positive regulation of calcium ion-dependent exocytosis; sodium ion transmembrane transport
Cellular component (GO): voltage-gated sodium channel complex; plasma membrane; neuron projection
Molecular function (GO): voltage-gated sodium channel activity; low voltage-gated calcium channel activity
Source: RefSeq, a predicted model, not a curated record
AGAGGGCGGGAGGAAACCCACCGCCAGCGAGCCCCCCCACCCCAUCCCAGAUCCAGGCAUCCCAUCCAUCCAUCCAUCCAUCCAUCCAUCCAUCCAUCCAUCCAUCCAUCCAUCCAUCCAUCCAUCCAUCCAUCCGUUUUCUUUCUGCACAGCAAGUAUAUUCUGGUUCUGCUCGGGACAGUCAGAAGGACAAUACCACAGAUUGCAAGUAUGGCCCUGGAAUUUAUAUACUUUUUUUUCGCCUUGUUUUUCUUCUAUGCUGUGAUGGGGAUGGAACUCUUUGCACAGCUGGGUUGCCCUCCCAGCAGCUUUAAGAACUUUGGCUCUUCGUUUUUCACCCUCUGCGAAGUCUUUACUGGAAAUAAUUGGAUUAAGAUCUUAACGGACAUACAGGGGAUAGGUCGACCUGGUGACGCCUGCUCUCCUUACCUGGCCUGGGUGGCACCUCUUUAUUUUAUCUCGUUUGUCACCUGUGCAUGGUUCCUGCUGCUAACCGUCAUAGGUAUAGUGUUGGCAAUCUCCGAACUGGCGCUGCAGGACAGUCUUCAGGAGUACAGACAGUGGUCAUCUCCUUCUGUGGAGGGAACUGAAGCAGUAUCUCCAACCACGGCCACUGACUAAAGAUGUCAUCAGUCCUCAGCAAUCAAGAGAGUAUAUAAGCUCCACUCUCCAGCACACUCACUGCCAGAUCGUCUCAUAGCCGUCCCCAUGCAAGACCUUCCAGCGUCCUCUGUCUUGACUUCCCGUUGCCGACCCUGCCUGUUA